Plasmodium fragile is the source of this 1566-nucleotide messenger RNA. Its product is annotated as dimethyladenosine transferase. The transcript has a single exon. Gene Ontology annotation, molecular function: rRNA (adenine-N6,N6-)-dimethyltransferase activity. Gene Ontology annotation, biological process: rRNA methylation. Gene Ontology annotation, cellular component: mitochondrial matrix. The record is from RefSeq and is a predicted model, not a curated record. NCBI's taxonomy places the organism in Eukaryota, Apicomplexa, Aconoidasida, Haemosporida, Plasmodiidae. The coding region runs from base 1 to 1566 and encodes 521 amino acids.
AUGAAUAAACGGGGAGUUACACUCACCAUUUGCCUCGUCAUUUUCUUCAAAAUAAAGAUUUUCCUUUUUAAAGAGGUCAACCAUGCAAAGACGCACCUGCUCAAACGACGUUGCGCUUUCGCAACCGUAGGUAGCACGCCGAAAAGGAGACAAAUCCCGGUUCAGUACAUUCACGCUGCGUGCGCAUCCCCCCGUGCGCAACAAAAAGGGGCAAGACCAAAUCGAAGCAGACGUAAAAAUAAUCUCACACCGCAUAAGCCCCUGUUUGCCAAUGAGCACAGCCCAAAUGAUGAACUGCAAGAAGACUCCUCCCUUGAUAAGGGGACUGGCCACGAUGAAGGAGAAAACAAAUUCAUCGGCAGGACAUUCGAAGGGAUAACCAUAUACCCCCUGCAACAACCGGGUGAAGAACAGAACGCCUUCAGAACUAAAAUACCAUCGAGGGAAUUCAAGCCAAAGAGAAGUUUGGGGCAGAAUUAUUUAAAGGAUGAAAAUAUCAUUCAAAAAAUGGUCAAUGCGAUUGAGAUGGAGGCCGAUGCGUUUUAUCUGAGGGACAAUCGGGUUGGCAGUGUGCAGGCGAGGGGCGGGAAGAAGGCCAAGGGGAAGGUGAAGCAGAAGGGAAAGCGAACGAAGAAUAAGACCGAGCAGCACGCAGGUGAUGGCGGCAACAACGGAGUUGUCCAGGCUGAUGAGAGCGCUUCAAAUGCCCAUAACAAUUUUGCACGUUCGGAUAAUAAAUGUGCAGGUACGGAAAGCCCCACCUCGGGCAGCGCACACGAGGCGCGCUCCUUCCAAAGCGUGGAGGACCAGGGGAAGGGAAUCAUCGAGCUGGGGUGUGGACUAGGACAAAUCAGCAAAUUCCUCUUCGCAAAAUAUAAAAAAAUGACGGCCGUUGAAAUAGAUAGUCGAGCUUUAUCAGUGCUGAGCAGAACCAUGCCAGGCUUCGACUUCAUCCACGAUGAUGUGUUACAAAUAAAUUAUAAAGAGCUGUCCCAAAGUAAAGGUACCAAAUUAACCGUAAUAGGAAAUUUACCCUUUUACAUAACCUCACAAAUAUUGUUCUGCCUACUCGAUUAUCAUCACUACAUAGAACAAGCCAUCGUUACCAUUCAGUAUGAAGUUGGACAGAGAAUUAUUGCCAAACCGAAUGAAAAAAACUACUCCAUAUUAAGCAUACUUUUUAAUUUGUACACAACCCCCUAUUUGCUUUUUAAAAUCCCGAGCUCUGCCUUUUACCCGGUGCCCAAGGUAGAAGCAGCUGUCAUGAAAAUUAUUUUCAAACAUUCCAACCUGAACUGUAAUUUACUUUUUUUAAAAGAAAUUCUACGACACUCGUUUCAGCAGAAGAGGAAAAAACUCAAGUCCAGUUUGAAACGCCUCCUUGAGAAAUACUCCACCGCAGAGGAGCAGCUUCAGCUGCCACCAUCUGUUUGCCAUUUGAGACCCCAGCAGUUGACUCCUCCGCAGUUCGUUGAACUCACCAACUUUUUAUUUCCGCUUACCUCCUACCCCUUCGACCCCACUGUGCAGACCAAAGUGUGGCGCAAGAAGAAGCACGGGGAUUGA